AUGUCCGACGAGGAAAUCCUGCUGGGUGAAAUCCCGCCCAUCGCCAGUACACCUUGCGCAGCCGAUAUCAUUGAGUGUCAGAUUCGCACGGAGCCCAGCACUGCGAACCUUUUCUCAGUCUACCGAUAUGCAAACGCGCCAUGGCUCUGCGUAUUGCUGAUAUCAGUAAUCUGUUCAGUGGUCGCCGGGGCUGCGAUGCCUUUGGUAACGAUUGUUUUCGGGGCACUGGCACGCGAAUUCAUCAAUGGAGAGGAAAAUACGCCGGAUGAUGUUCGAGACAGGGUUAAGCAUCUCACGCUGCUACUGCUGUAUAUCGCCAUUGGGUCAUUCAUCGCCACCAUGAUCAGCACAUUGGGGCUCAAUGUAGUUGGCGAACAUAUUACGCGUCGACUCCAAUGGAGAUAUCUAUCCUCCGUGCUGCAGCAGAACAUGGCGUACUUUGACGUAGUCGGCACAGGGGAGCUCACGUCGCAAAUAGACAAGGACAUGAAAUUGAUUCAAACAGGCAUUUCCCAGAAACUGGGCAACAUCAUCUCCGGGGUAUCCGGUUUUAUUGUUGCCAUCAUAUGCGCAUUUAUCCAAAACCCACGAUUCGCAUCGAUCAUGAUAUCGCAGCCUGUUGCCAUGAUCCUUCUGGUGGGAUUAAUGGGAUUCUGGCUAAGCGUUACGCAGCAAAGGGGCUUGCCCCAUUCUGUAAAACUCGAGAAUUUAGCCCAGGACGUUCUGAAUGCAAUGAGGAGUGUUAUUGCUUACCGAAGUCAAGAGAGAUAUGCGAGGAAGUAUCACAAUACGUUGCUGCAGCCGGCUGCCUUAGACUUUCGGGAGAGGUUGAUCUUCGGAGUGAUCGUUGCAGGCUCCUUUACGAUCUUGCAUUGGGCUAACGGACUGGGGUUCUGGCAGGCUGAUCGCCUCUUCCGCCAAGGCUAUUGUACUGUUUCCGAGGCCCUAUCUAUUCUCUACGCAACAGUUGUCGCAGGGGGAAUGCUGUGUCAAGCGUUGCCCUAUGUCGUUGAUGUUACAAAGGCUAGCCAAGCAGCCAACCGUGUAUUUUCAGUUAUUGAGCGUGUUUCGCCAAUUAAUUCCAUGGCGGAUACAGGACGCAUAUACGGUCCCGUUCGAGGAGAGAUCUGUUUCGACGAUGUAGAGUUUGCUUAUCCUUCGCGACCGGAACGAACUAUCCUGAGAGAUAUUAGUUUCACCGUGCCUGCUGGACAUACUGUGGCCUUGGUAGGGCUAUCGGGAUCUGGUAAGUCGACAAUCUUUGGCCUUCUGACACGCUUAUACAAUUCCAUCGGCGGUGGCAUUAUGCUCGAUAAUGAGCCGAUCGAGGAAAUGAAUAUCGCCUGGCUCAGGUCUCAGAUUGGAUACGUUAGUCAGGAUGUUAAUUUGUUCCGUACAUCAAUUCAUGAGAAUAUUGCUCACGGGCUGCCGAAGCAUACCAUCGAGGUAUGUCUGCCAGUGUCCAGUCGAUUCUCAUCAAGUACAUCUGCGGUUAAAGAGCUAGUAAUUCAGGCAGCCAAAACUGCGCAGAUCCACUCAUUCAUCACUAAUCUUCCGGACGGUUACGAUACCGUGAUAGGGAGUAAUGGGUCAAGUCUUUCUGGUGGACAGAGGCAACGGCUAGCAAUUGCCCGUGCAAUUGUAUCUCAGCCAUCUAUCCUACUACUGGAUGAAGCUACUUCUGCCCUGGAUAGUCAAGGUGAAAAGGAAAUUCAGGAGGCUCUGAGUAAGGCUGCCUACGGACGAACCACCAUGAUUAUAGCCCACCGGCUAUCGACGGUCCAAAAUGCGGAUGCUAUAAUCGUCAUGAAGGACGGCCAGAUCCUAAACCAUGGGACCCAUUCGGAGUUAAUGGUCACGUCUGCACUGUACCGAGACUUAGUCGAACAACAAGCACUGCGACAGAACAAUGCAGUUGGACACUCGUUGUCUCUUGCGAAGAGCAUCGAAACCAAGUCAAGUAAUAUAACAGUAAAUCAUGAUACUCCGAAGAGGCCUCAGGAUGCUCCAGGAUUGAGCCCAUCACCAGAAAGCAGCAUAAAACAGGUUUGGCUCCUGAAUAAGCCUGAGCUGCCAUACGUUAUUGCAGGUAUCAUUUUCAGCGCAUUAGCGGGAAUGACAUAUCCCGUUCAAGCAAUCUUCUUCGGCAAUGGUAUCAUAUCAAUCAUUAGCCCCGGUGCAAGUACUGGUGGGCACAGUGUCCACUUUUGGGCGCGAUUGUACCUUAUUCAUGGCAUUGUUGUAUUCAUAGUUUACAGCGUACGAGGCUAUUGCUUUGCAGUGUCUGCCUCUCAAUUACACCUCCGAGCACGGUCGCAUUUGUUCAGGGCAUUGCUUCUCAAGAAACUUGCCUUUUUCGAGGAUAAGGACCAUUCAGCUGGAGCCAUGGUGAGCUUUCUCUCGUCAGGAACUCCGAAAAUCACCGGUGUAUCAGGAACGUCCCUCGGACUGGCGGUCGAAAGUAUCGUAAUGCUUACAACGGGGAUCACAGUUGGAUGUAUUUUCGGAUGGAAACUUGGUGUCGCAGCGAUGGCGAUCGUCCCAUUGGUAGCCAUGUCCAGCUUCCUGCAAUGCUACAUCGAGGCACAAGUACAGAAGCACGUGAAGCGCGAGACUAACGCCGUGGCCAUUGCGCAUGAAGCUUUCUCCGCUAUCAAAACAGUCACAACACUAAACUUGCAGACCAACAUUAUCGAAUCCUUUCAUAGAGAAAGCCACCAAGACAAGAAAAGUGGAUACUGGGUUAUAUCUGCCGCCCUACAUGCAUGCACCACAUCUCUCCGUAUACUGAGUAUUUCUUUUGUGUUCUGGUAUGGCGGUACCCGUCUCAUCGCGACGGGAGAGUAUACAAUCCAACAAUUUUUCAUAUGUUUCGCGGCUACGGUUUGGGGAUCCCAGUCUGCAGCUACUCUCUUUGCUCAUGCGCCAGACAUUGCGGGGGCCCAUGCUGCUGCUGCUCGAUUGGCAGAACUGCUGCGGCCUGAUGAUUCACCAUCACAGUUCCCUGUCAAGAGCCAAAAGGAUAGCUCCACCUCUACCCUUGUGCCGAAUACUAUGGAGGACCUUGCGAUGCAGCAAAUUAGCUUCAGAUACCCUACCCGUCCAUCUCAACUAACACUAAACGAUAUCACCUUCAACGCCCGAUCUGGGAGCUUCAUUGCUCUUGUCGGAGCAACAGGCAGUGGGAAAAGCUCCGUGGUCAAUCUGAUAGAGCGUUUCUACGCUGCUGAGUCUGGUCAAAUAACGUUGGGACAUAAUUCCAUUGAACGAUAUGAUUUGAACCACUACAGAGGGUAUUUUGCGCUGGUCGACCAGAACCCAUCUUUAAUUGGCGAGGAUCUGCGCGAGUGUUUGCAAAGUGACGAGCGAGUUGUGUUAGACGAGGAGAUCUUGAUUGCUCUGGAAGAUGUGGGAUUGGCUGAUUUCGUGCUAUCCCUCCCCGAAGGACUAAGCACCCCAGUCAUGGCCAACGGAUCAACUCUGUCCGGAGGUCAACGCCAGCGCAUGGCCAUUGCCAAGGCUCUUUUAUGGGGGCCGAAGAUCUUUUUACUUGACGAGGCAACCUCUGCGCUAGAUAGUGCCUCAGAAGCACUAGUCCAGGAAGCACUGCAACGGGCAAAGAAAGGCCGAACCGUCAUCGCCAUUGCCCAUCGACUCAAGACGAUUGUCGAUGCUGAUGAGAUUUUAGUGUUGGAUCACGGACACAUUAUUGAGAGGGGCCGGCAUGAAGAGCUGAUGAAGCUCGGAGGGAAGUAUUGGCAGAUGGCUAAGUUGCAGCAGUUGCACGGUGAAGUUGGGAGGUAA
Messenger RNA from Aspergillus oryzae RIB40, 3804 nucleotides. Its product is annotated as ABC transporter ATP-binding protein. Gene Ontology annotation, cellular component: membrane. Lineage: Eukaryota; Fungi; Ascomycota; Eurotiomycetes; Eurotiales; Aspergillaceae. Gene Ontology annotation, biological process: transmembrane transport. The transcript is spliced from 6 exons. Gene Ontology annotation, molecular function: ATP hydrolysis activity; ATP binding; ABC-type transporter activity. Bases 1 to 3804 code for a protein of 1267 amino acids. The record is from RefSeq and is a predicted model, not a curated record.